AAAUUCUGCAUUUAAUCAUUAAUCUCCUUCAUUAACAGGUCAGUAAGAAAAAGCUCAGUCUUGAUGCAACAAGAAGGUAGCUACAGGAGAUCUCGUUUCAUGCAACAAAGUUUGAUAAUGAUCCACUGGUGGUUGUGGAUCUGUCUUUGCUUUUCAACAUCUGUUCUGUCAGACCCACCAAAGCUUGUUGGUGCCCCUAAAGAUGUGGACCCUAAUAAUCCCAAAGUAAAACAAAUGGCUGCGUUUGCAUUAGGUGAAUAUAACAAGGCUUCAAAAAACGGGUGCACUUAUGAAAUCAACAACAUCAUUAAAGCUCAGGAGCAGAUUGUUGCUGGUGUGAAAUAUAUUCUUACUGUUGCAAUGAAAGUAAAAACAUGCAAGAAGACUGAAACCCUAAAGGUCCAAAGAAAAAAGAAAUUACUAAAAUGUACAUUUGAAGUACUUGAGCAGGCUUGGCGCAACUCUACCCAAAUGCUGAAAAGCAAGUGCCAUUAAACAAGAACUACUGAUGAAGAUGAACUCCUAAGGAAAUGUGUGUACUAAGUGUUACUUGCUUUAUUUCAUCUCAAACUGAGAAUUUAGUUUUGCUGCUCCAUUUUCCACUGCUUAGAUGACAGAACUACUAAAGUUAACUGUGUCAGAGUUGUUCUUUUUAUUAAUAACAUUUUAGUCAUUUCCAAAAUAUGAUUCCUGUUAAGGAUCUGAAUGCACAUACCUACAUAUUAUAUGGUUAUACAGGUACUGUUUCAAAGUGCAUGGGUGUUGUCAAGCAGCUCAUCUGAAAAAGGCCCUAAAGUGUGUUGAACCUAAAAAGAUUACAGUAUGAAUCCACGUAUAUUUGCACUAAUACCUAUCUACAAUCUAACAUUAAAUUGUUUAAGUUGUAUAUAAUAAGAGAAACUACAGUUUAUGAAAUGAUUAAGCCAGCUAGACAGAAUUUAAGAAUUUAGAGCGAUCACUUUCUGUGUAAGGUAUAGACAUAUAAUUACAACAGCAGUGCUAAAACUUCUAAAUAAAAAAAACUUGAUUGCCUAAAA
Protopterus annectens (West African lungfish) is the source of this 1037-nucleotide messenger RNA. RefSeq names its product cystatin-M-like. The record is from RefSeq and is a predicted model, not a curated record. The transcript has 3 exons. Bases 64 to 495 code for a protein of 143 amino acids. Gene Ontology annotation, molecular function: cysteine-type endopeptidase inhibitor activity. NCBI's taxonomy places the organism in Eukaryota, Metazoa, Chordata, Ceratodontiformes, Protopteridae.